Messenger RNA from Phytophthora sojae, 888 nucleotides. RefSeq lists its product as hypothetical. Bases 1 to 888 code for a protein of 295 amino acids. The record is from RefSeq and is a predicted model, not a curated record. The transcript is spliced from 2 exons. NCBI's taxonomy places the organism in Eukaryota, Oomycota, Peronosporomycetes, Peronosporales, Peronosporaceae.
AUGGGGUUAUCAACACUGGACCUACUCGCUCGCACGUCGCUCGAUGGAGUCACUGCAUGGCAAGACCAAGCCGUCCCGACGAAGGUUCGACGAGAGAUGCAUCAACUUGCCAAGUCUGAGAUGGCGGAGUCACUGCGAACACAACAUGCGGACAGGCCGCGCGUGCAUGAUAUGAACACGCUCGGACUUCCGAAGGACCCGCCGCCGCUCGGUGCAACGAAGAGACCCAAUUUCGUUCAUGGCACGCCAGUACAGCGACGAUUAAUUGCAGGGAAGCUCAUUCGCACCACCGACCUGGAGGAGUGCAUGCUCAACUCUUCCGCUUCAGCCCCCGAACUCUCGCGCGCGAUUGCUCGACAGAUCAAAGCACUGAAAGACCACCCAGAGAAUGAACAGGACGCUUUGGAUCUGGCCAUGAACUCUGCUGUGAAAGCUUCAAGCAGGGUACAACAGAAACCACAUCAACCCGUACCAAAGCGCGAAGUGGACCCGGCCGAGCAGGAGCGUAGAGCUCUACGACAACAGGAAAACCAACUGCAGACGAAACUUCUCCACGUCACGCAGAAACUAACUCGGAAGUACGCGAAGCAACUCAAUCCUCGAGCUAAAGGGCCGGCAACUACCUGCAAGAUCCACUCUCUAGCUCAGAAGUGGGAAGAGCAGCACCAAGACCCUGAAGAUUCAACCUCCGCGUCGGCUGCAGUUGAUAACGAACGGUACAAUCUGUACGCCGCUGGUCGAUUUUCGACGCAGACAGAGGUCGACUAUUAUGCUCGAAAGAUUGAGCCCCGCGAACCGGCCACAGAUAAACACCGGCGCCAUACCAUGCACACCAAGUACGGCAACGCUCUAGCGAAGAACAAAUGUAGUCUUCGAGGACCGUUCUGA